GCAUCCACCGGGGCUGCGUAGUCAAAAAUGUGCAGCUUUAUUUCAUUCACCACGCCUCCAUUUUCCCUCAGCCUUAUCCUGAGUUUUAUGGCAUAGACGCCAUCAGAAUGCUGGUGACGUUUGCCAAGGGCGCUCUGGAGCUUCUCUGCCACGAGCGUAUAAUUCCGCAACUAAUUGUGACCAACGACUGGCCCACAUCUCUCAUCCCCGCCUACGCCAAAAACGGCUUCUUCGGCUCCACUUUUGAAAACAGCACUUUCUUCCACAUCAUCCACAACUUAGACCCCAACUACGAAGGCAAGUAG
This is a messenger RNA of Eimeria necatrix, 305 nucleotides long. RefSeq lists its product as hypothetical. The annotation marks the transcript as partial. NCBI's taxonomy places the organism in Eukaryota, Apicomplexa, Conoidasida, Eucoccidiorida, Eimeriidae. The record is from RefSeq and is a predicted model, not a curated record. The transcript is spliced from 3 exons.